This is a messenger RNA of Zonotrichia leucophrys gambelii, 5622 nucleotides long. It is a transcript of the gene RNF220, whose product is annotated as ring finger protein 220. The record is from RefSeq and is a predicted model, not a curated record. Gene Ontology annotation, molecular function: metal ion binding; ubiquitin protein ligase activity. The coding region runs from base 912 to 2756 and encodes 614 amino acids. Gene Ontology annotation, biological process: protein ubiquitination. The transcript is spliced from 16 exons. NCBI's taxonomy places the organism in Eukaryota, Metazoa, Chordata, Aves, Passeriformes, Passerellidae.
CGGUGGCUUUCCGAGGGGGACCGGUAGCCGCCAGGGGGAUCAGGUGCCGGGGACCGCCGCGGCAGCCGGGCUGGGGACCGCGCACGGCGAGGGGGAGCCCGGCCGGACCCGGGGACCGGCACAGAUCCCUCGCUCCCAAAUAGAUAGCGUUUUUUAAACUCUUUUUUUUUUUUCCCCUUUUCCUUUUCUUCCGUAUUUUUCGGUGGGGCAAGCCGGGCAGUUAUUUCCUCGCUUCCCUCCGCUGCUCCCGGCGCUCGCUCUCUCCGCGGUCGCUCUGGGCAGCGACAAUUUCAUUUCACAGCAGCUGCAAAACAAAAACUUUUUUCAAAGGAAAUAAACAGAUCCACGCACCCACCCAGGGGUUUGUUGGUUUGGGAUUUUUUUUGUUUGUGUGUUUGUGGGGGGUUUUUUGCCUUUAAAAUAUACAAACUUAGUAUUUUAUUUUGCAAUAAAAGUAUCGGAGAGAAAAAAAAAUACAAAAUACAAAAACCAACCAAAACCCAAAACACCCGCCAGGGUUUCUGUGCGUUCAAGCAACACUGCCCAGACAGUCAUUUUAUUUACUGCGAAGCUUUCAUUUUUGCGAUCUCGCAGUCCCCGGGUGAACUUUACUUUUAAGCCGCCCCAAAAUGCGCGAUCCCCGCUCAAAAACAGAUAAUUUUUUUUUUUGACCACUCGUUGCUAAGUCGCGCUUAGCUUAAUUUUGGACGCGGCUGAAGUUUGUCCAACGUCCUCGCCCCUCUUCGGGUCCUUCAUCUCUAAAAGAUUGCCGCCCUUGCCCCUGGCUUCUUCCAGCGUUCAAAGGGUGAUGAUGCUCCAGUAAUUUUCCCCGCUCAAUUCCUAGGCAUCGCUCUGCUUUCCUUCCGGGGAAGAUUGUUCUGCUUGUGAUCCUGCUGAGGAAAGAGUCUCCGAUGGACUUACACCGGGCAGCAUUCAAGAUGGAGAACUCACCCUAUCUCCCCAACCCACUGGCCUCCCCAGCACUGAUGGUUCUCGCCUCCACUGCCGAAGCCAGUCGUGAUGCUUCCAUCCCCUGCCAGCAGCCGAGGCCUUUUGGGGUCCCCGUGUCAGCAGAUAAGGACGUGCACAUUCCCUUUACCAAUGGCUCAUAUACUUUUGCCUCCAUGUAUCACCGCCAAGGCGGGGUGCCGGGGGCAUUUGCGAACCGUGACUUUCCUCCAUCCUUGCUUCAUCUUCACCCCCAGUUUGCACCCCCCAACCUGGACUGCACCCCGAUCAGUAUGUUGAACCACAGCGGCGUCGGCGCUUUCCGCCCCUUUGCGUCCACUGAAGACCGGGAGAGCUACCAGUCGGCCUUUACGCCGGCCAAGCGCCUGAAGAACUGCCACGACACCGACUCGCCCCAUCUGCGCUUCUCGGACACUGAUGGGAAGGAGUACGAGUUUGGCACCCAGCUCCCCUCCAGCUCCCCUGGCUCCCUCAAAGUUGACGAUACAGGGAAGAAGAUAUUUGCUGUUUCUGGCCUCAUUUCUGACCGUGAGACCUCAUCCAGUCCCGAAGACCGAAGUGACAGAUAUAGAAGCGACAACCAAAGAGGGCCCCAGGCGUCUGCAACUGCCACUCAUCGUAUGAUUUUAACUCUCCCCCUCUGCAAAAAGAAAGCAACUUUGUUUGACAGCCAGGCUCCAAUCUGCCCCAUCUGCCAGGUCCUUCUUCGCCCCGGGGAGUUGCAGGAGCACAUGGAGCAGGAGCUGGAGAAGCUCACACAGCUGAACAUCAGCAAGAGCUCCCUCCUGAAGGAUGCCAUGGCAGCAGGCACCCCCAAGUCAAUUUUGUUGUCGGCCUCAAUCAAGCGGGAAGGAGAUUCUCCGACAGCAUCGCCCCACUCCUCAGAUGACAUCCAUCACUCAGACAGAUACCAGACUUUCCUGCGGGUGCGAGCGAACCGGCAGACCCGGCUGAACGCUCGGAUUGGAAAAAUGAAACGGAGGAAGCAAGACGAAGGGCAGGUAUGUCCCCUCUGCAGCCGGCCCCUGUCAGGAUCCGAGGAGGAGAUGAGUAGGCAUGUGGAACAAUGCCUUGCAAAGAGAGAAGGUUCGUGCAUGACUGAGGAUGACUCUGUGGACAUCGAGAACGAGAACGGCAACCGCUUUGAGGAGUACGAGUGGUGCGGGCAGAAGAGGAUACGGGCCACUACUCUCCUGGAGGGAGGAUUCCGAGGGUCUGGGUUUAUCAUGUGCAGCGGGAAGGAGAAUCCGGACAGCGACGCUGACCUGGAUGUGGAUGGAGACGACACACUCGAGUACGGGAAACCACAGUACACAGAGGCAGACAUUAUCCCUUGCACUGGAGAAGAGCCAGGUGAAGCCAAAGAAAGGGAAGCGCUCCGAGGUGCUGUUUUAAAUGGUGGCACACCAAGUACUCGAAUAACGCCAGAGUUUUCUAAAUGGGCCAGUGACGAAAUGCCCUCAACGAGUAAUGGUGAAAGCAGUAAACAGGAGACCAUGCAGAAGACCUGUAAGAACAGUGACAUUGAAAAAAUUACAGAAGACUCGGCAGUGACAACAUUUGAAGCGUUAAAGGCUCGUGUCCGUGAGUUAGAAAGGCAGCUUUCCCGUGGGGACCGCUAUAAAUGUCUCAUUUGCAUGGACUCCUACACAAUGCCCCUGACUUCUAUUCAGUGCUGGCAUGUGCACUGUGAAGAAUGCUGGCUGCGGACUCUGGGUGCCAAGAAGCUCUGUCCUCAGUGUAACACCAUCACGUCUCCCGGAGACCUUCGGCGCAUCUACUUAUGAAGGACCCAGCAGGAGGGCAGGACCCAGCUACUCGGCUCAGCUCAUCACACCCAGGGGGAGAAGAACGACCACAACAAAAAAAAGACGUUUUAAAAUUUAAAGAAAAAACAAACCAGAGACUCCAGACAUGGACUCGAGGAUUCAGGAGCAGUGGGGAGCCUCGGCUGCCAGGUCCCGCAGUUUGAGACCUCCUUCAGCAUCUGCAGCGGGCAAAACCAAAUCCUUUGUUGUGAAGCCCCCUUUUUUAAAACCAGUGUUCCCCAUCACCCAUUCCCUGGAGCUGGCUUGGCAUUGUGGAUGGCUCGUGAGCCCUCCUUUGGACUGUGUUGUUGACCACUCUGCCCCCAGGAGACUGGGGAAGGGACCCUUCACAGAAAGAUGUUAAAUAACCUGUAACUUGUGUUCCUUGAUCAGUUUUUGUUUUUAUUUGUUUUGGUUUGAUUUUUUUUGUUUGGUUCUGUUUUGGUUUUUUGUGGUGUUCUAGUGAUGACUAAAAGGUUUGAAGAAAAAAAAAAAAAACACACCCAGGCAGAAAUGAAGCACAUGUAAUAUAGAUUAUAUAUGUUUACAAUGUUGUGUAUAAAUGGGAUAGACUCAAACAUUACAUACUAAUAAGUUUCCCUUUCUUUUCUUUGGGUUGUAUUUUUUUUAAAGAAGAAAAAAAAAUGAGCAGAGAACAUUAAACCCAUAUUUUUCUUGGUUCAGCAAAGUUUUGGCAUUAAAGUCAUUAGUUUAAAAAAAGUAUAUAUAUACAUAUAUAUAAUAUAAAUGGUUUAAUGUUCUGUGGUGUAUAUUUCCUCAUUCAGAUAUGAAGUUAACAGCUUUUAGUAAUGGCUGUAGCAUUGCCCAUAACUUACAGAACUUAUGGGGAGUAGAGGAGGUGGAUUUUUGUCAUUAGUUGUAGCUAAUGGGGCUAUUUAUAAUAGAAUCGUUAUCCCCGGAAAGACAGCUUUUAACUCCUCACAGGGGGCCAGGCAGGACAGGGGGAAUCUGGCUCAGCCCCCUUUAUCUUUCCCAGCUGGGCAAGGAGCAAAUGGUGAGGAGCUGGAAGGAGGGAGUCUGUCAGAGCCCUGCCCUCUCCCCUGGCUGGGAGUGCCUGCUCGAGGGUCCGGCUGAUGCCUGUGCUCCUCCAGCCACAGCCCCUUCCCCUGCCCUGCCUGGCCUUGCUUUCCUCCUCUGGGCAGCAUUUCCUGCUGAGGGUGCCUGGGCUGCUCAGGGUGGUGCUGAGGCAGGGGACAGGAUGGUGCUGCUGGUGGCUUUGCCCACAGACACUCAGCCAUUCCCUUGUGGGGCUGCCUGGCAGAGCCAGCCCUGCCCUGCUCUCGCUUCCCCCAGCUCCCACUCUCCUGCAGCCUGUGUUUUUCCUAAGAGGUUUUGGCACUAGGGCAGGGAGCCAAGGCAGCCUUGUCUCGUCCCCACUGCCACUCCCAGGGUCCAGCAGAGACAUUCUCAGCUGGACCCAGAGGUCCCCUGCAGUCCCUCAUGCUUGUCCCUGUCUCCCGUAUCCUCAGCCUUAACCAAAGCUGCCAUCUGGCCUGGUUUUUUGUUCUUUCUUUUAUUGUCAGGAUCCAAGAAUCAGAUAUUGACCCAUUUCCCAAGGCCUUGGGACUUCUCCCAGCUCCACACUGUAUCCCUGCCACAGCUUCCUGGGCAGUUGUGGGGUGCCAGCUCCCCACAUCCAGAAGACAGGGAGUGGGAAAGUUCAUCUGCCCCACUCCUUUCCAAGCAGAUUCCACCUGGCAACACAACACAGCUGGGCGUUUCAAGACAGUCUGGAAAAAGCAGUGGAUGAGGGGUUGGGAGUUGGGUCCCAGCGCUGCUGGGGUGUUUCUAGAGAGGGAAGGGCUGGGUAAGCAGGAUGUGUGGGGAGUGUGACAGUCCCACUGCUGCUUCCCUGAACUCUUUGCAGAGAACAGCUGCAGCCUUGGCACCUCCUGACUGAUUUCAGAAGUAUCCCACUGCACCCAAAAAAACCUUAAAUGAAAUUGAAGGAGCUGUUAUUUCAUAAACAUCUCAUCAAAAGGUGACAAUUCCUAACUGGGAGUUUCCCUUCUGUCCAAGCUCAUAUCUGUGUGUGGCUUCUGAGACCAGAGAACUGCAGCCUCCUCUGCUCUGUGCCAGCAGAGCUCCCAGGAGCCAGAGGAAGCCGGGGCACCCCAGAGGGUCUUGCCCUCACAGGGGGACUGCAGGCAGGGGCUGUCACUGCAGGGUAACCCUGCAGCAGGCAGCACAAGGCAGGGGAAGGGCAGGCAUGCACAGCUCAGGCUGGAUUUGCAAAGGGAGAAAACCUUGCAGGGCACGUGGCUCAGCUGGGAGUGUGCUGGUGUUAAAGCCUCAGAGAUGGAGAGGCUGCAGCCAGGUGGGUUUGAGAGACAGCCAGGAAGGGCAAGAGGGUAGGAGCCCCCUACCCAGCCUUUCCUUGGAAACAGCCCAGCUCCCUCCCAGGGCCUCUCUGGCAGGUGUUGUGGACCAGCCGUGUGCUUUAUGUACGUAUGUGUAAAACCAUAUGUAACUAGUCAUUGGUUCUUUGCUUUGGGGUUUAUUUUUGGUAAUUUUUUUUUUGUUUAAAUUGUAAAGCCAUCCCCUGUUUUCAAGGGGGAAGCUGCAGGGGGAAGGCUGGGGAGAGAGGCAUCUCAGUUUGUAACAGGCAUCUGCCACUUCCCCUCUUCUGUAAUGAGUUUAAAUGAUUUAAAAAAAGAAAAAGUGAAAUAUCAGAGUUACCUAUCUUUGCCCAAAGAAUCCCAGUUGCACAAAGCGAUAUUCCGGUGUGUCAAUGAUUGUGUGUCAGUGUAUACUAUACAAAGAGGUACUUGUCACUCCCGUUUGUAAACUACAUUUGACAUUAAUUAAACAAGUAUAAAUCUUC